UCGCUAGAACAGGACUUGAAAGGCGAACUGAGCGGCAGGUUUGAGGACUUGGUCCUGGGCAGCUUGAUGGAUUCGGCAGAAGUGCAAGCCAAAGCCUGUUUAGACGCAAUAGACCGUCUCGGUACCAAGGAGAUGACUCUGAUCCAGGUCCUUGUACCCUCAACCAACGCUGAAUUGGCUCGAAUCCGGGAGGCCUACAAGCGCAACUUGUAA
Molecule: messenger RNA, 213 nt
Organism: Dibothriocephalus latus
Lineage: Eukaryota; Metazoa; Platyhelminthes; Cestoda; Diphyllobothriidea; Diphyllobothriidae
Source: the annotation of a GenBank genome assembly